AUGAACCCAGGGCUGAAACCAGUUGCGAAGAGAGCUGACCAGAAGCUGAAAGAGGUCAAGCUGGAGGACACCACUGAGGUUGAGCAGUCACCCUAUGACAAGCUCCCAUUUCCACAAAGGGUCCUCACCAAAGCUCAGAAGAAGAUGAUUUCCAAGUUCAGAAAAGACCUAAGUGAUAUUGGACUUAAGCUUCCAGCGAUUUCGGGUAUGCGUGAGGCUCAUGUCCAAAUGAUGCUCAUCAAGGACAUUGUAGACCACCAAGCAGAAGUAGCAGAGCUUCUCAACAUCUCAACUUUGAAACUUGAUCCACCAGUCACACCAAAGUCUCUCCCAAAACUAGAAUCCCAAGGGAAGUUCACCUUGUCUUGCUCCCUUGGUAACCUCACCUUUGAUGAUGCUCUUGUUGAUUCUAGUGCAACUGUGAAUGUGAUCUCAAUGGAGAUGGUGAAGAGUCUUGAGAUUGAACACAUGGAGCCAGAUACUUCCUCUCUCACGUUUGGGGAUUCCUCUUCUACUACCCCUAUUGGUCUCAUCAAGGACUUCCCUUUGAAGAUUGGAUCUUGCACCAUCCCUAUAGACCUCACAGUCUUGAAGAUGGCAACUGAAAAGAGAGUUCCAUUGAUCUUGGGCGCACCAUUCUUUACUACUGUGGGUGCUUGCAUCGAUUUUGCCAACAAGAAGGUCACACUCCUCAAUGUGAACAAAGCUGUUUCUUACCCAAUUCAGUCUCCACUGGAUGUUGAGUAUUGUGGAACCAUCACUUGUGGAAACCCCUCCAUUGAGAAGAACAAGGAUGCAAUGGUUGUUAGUAAGAAAGAAAGUCUUGAUGGAGAGUCCUCUAAAGAGAUAUGUGAUGAACACUUGAAAAGUGCUAAAAAUGAGGAGGUGAGUCGAGCCACAAAGGCUGCUCAUGACAAGAAGGCCACAAGGACUCAUCAACUCCAAGAUGAUCCAACCAAGCUUCAAGAGCCUCUCUCUCAGGUCCUCACCAUCACUCUUGAAGGUGGGAAGGAUCCUCCUUCUCCACUUUCCACUUGA
Messenger RNA from Brassica napus (rape), 1038 nucleotides. RefSeq lists its product as uncharacterized. The transcript has a single exon. Bases 1 to 1038 code for a protein of 345 amino acids. The record is from RefSeq and is a predicted model, not a curated record. NCBI's taxonomy places the organism in Eukaryota, Viridiplantae, Streptophyta, Magnoliopsida, Brassicales, Brassicaceae.